AGACGAGGCAGGUUCAACAGAGGACAAAACGCGUCUUUCUCUGAGCAUUCCGACAGAGACAACAAAGCUCUUUUUUCUCUCGAGGUCUUGCUGUUUCGAAAGAUGGGCAAACAAGAUGACCCAGCGGUGGUUCAAAAACCACCCAGCGAAUACACGCGGCGCGCAUGGCUAGUCAUUGUAGGAGCAUCCCUUGGAGCAUUCUGCUCGGUCGGCUUUAUGAACUCGUUUGGUCUCUUUGAAGCACACUAUGCAACAGAUCAGCUAGCCAACGAAUCACAAUCGACCAUCGCAUGGCUGGGUGCCAUCGCCAUAUUUUUCAUUUUUUCAGUAUCGGUUAUAUCUGGUGCGAUACAGGAUGUAUUGGGUCCCAGGCUGCCCAUGAUCAUCGGGGCUGUGGGAAUGGUUUUCGCCUUAAUGAUGACCUCAUUGUGUAAGGAAUUUUACCAGUUCCUCCUAGCCCAAGGUGUUCUACUCGGGAUCUCAAUGGCAUUGCUGGUCUGUCCCAUGCUUGGUCUUGUCGGCCAAUACAUCAAGGUCAAACGCGGUCUGGCAUUGGGGAUUGUGAUUUCCGGCUCCUCCUUGGGGGGUGUAAUCUGGCCCAUUGUCAUCAACCAGCUGCUCAAAAAGCCCAAUGUCGGGUUCGGUUGGACCAUGCGAAUCGUCGGGUUCAUCAUGAUGCCUCUUCUGGCUCUGUGCUGUCUCUGGUGUCGUCCACCACUUGAGACUCCCUCGCCGACAGCACACCAGCCCAACGCCGAUGACAGCGAGUCUCAAGAACAGAAAGCCGACCCCCAGAAAACAGACUAUUCCUUCCUCCGAACACCCACCGUGAUUCUCACCUGCGUGGCUUUCUUCAUCAUCUACUUCGGAAUGUUCUCGCCCUUCUUCUACACAACCUCGUACUCGCUCGAAAAAGGCUUCUCCGAUGAUUUAUCGUUCUACACCACUUGCAUCAUCAACGGCGCCUCUUUCUUCGGCCGCCUCAUCCCCGGAAUCCUCGCAGACCGCUACGGCAGGUUCAACUGCUGCUUCGUUGCUACUUUCUUCUCCGGGAUCAUUGCGCUGUGCUGGACCAAGGCGACAUCCGUUGCCGGACUGGUUGUUUUCUCCGCUGCGUAUGGAUUUAGCUCCGGCGGCAUUCUCUCCCUCCAACAAGCCUGCGCCAUACAGAUCUCCACGCCACGCACGAUCGGCCUCACGAUCGGUGUCGUCAUGGCGUCUACGUCUCUCUCAGCAAUGGCCGGCGUCCCCAUUAGCGGCGAACUCGUCGCGAAAUACGGCUACCUGUCCCUCUCGAUCUACUCGGGUGUCAGUCUGCUUCUGGGCAGUCUUCUUCUCAUCACGGCGCGAAUGGCACAAAGCACGAAGCUGUACGCUGCUGUUUGAGAUCGUAGUCUGGAGUAUAGAUGGAACAAUAGACUGAUGUUCGAUUAUGCACUGACGGGCCCAAGCAAGGAGGUGCGGAAGGUGACUGCGGCUGCGGGAUAUGUCAGCUUACUGUAACGUUCCACCACCUUUGAGACGAACGGUUCAUGCUUCCUCGAGGUACUUUUACUUUGCCGAGACAAAGCAAUAUGUUAUAUGCUCGCAUGUGUAUAUUCAUGUGAGACUGGAUGGGAAGACGAGGUGGGAGUUUGCUUCCCCACAUACUAG
Molecule: messenger RNA, 1653 nt
Organism: Aspergillus steynii IBT 23096
Lineage: Eukaryota; Fungi; Ascomycota; Eurotiomycetes; Eurotiales; Aspergillaceae
Product: MCT family MFS transporter
Exons: 5
Coding region: 103-1386 (427 amino acids)
Biological process (GO): transmembrane transport
Cellular component (GO): fungal-type vacuole membrane
Molecular function (GO): transmembrane transporter activity
Source: RefSeq, a predicted model, not a curated record